This is a messenger RNA of Labeo rohita (rohu), 1516 nucleotides long. RefSeq lists its product as uncharacterized. Gene Ontology annotation, molecular function: oxidoreductase activity. The transcript is spliced from 2 exons. The coding region runs from base 234 to 1100 and encodes 288 amino acids. The record is from RefSeq and is a predicted model, not a curated record. Lineage: Eukaryota; Metazoa; Chordata; Actinopteri; Cypriniformes; Cyprinidae.
AGUUAGGUUGAGCGGGUUGUAAAACUGCAGCUCACUUAGAUAAGAUUGUAUGAGGAAAUUUAUCUCGAACACGUUAAAGGUAGAACGUAGAUAAGUUAGUAUUGUUAUUUACGUGGAACAGAUCAUUGAACCUUUAAUGUGUUGAAGUGACUGGCGACUGUUUGUCUUUUCAUUUUCAAAAAACCUGCAGGCUUUCAUAGUCUCCAAAUCAAGGCUUACUCCUUGUCUCCAAAAUGACUGACUCUCAGCCAUCUGUACUUCUCAACACUGGGACUCGGAUGCCUCUGUUGGGACUGGGCACUUUCCGUUUACAGGGUCAAGAGGACACUUAUAAUGCUGUGGAUGCUGCUUUGACAGCUGGUUAUCGUGCCUUUGACACUGCUGCGGUGUACCGUAAUGAAGCACAUUUAGGUCAUGCUCUUCGUUGCCUGCUACCAAAGCAUGGCCUAUCACGAGAUGAUGUUUUUAUUACUAGCAAACUGGGUCCCAAAGAUCAGGGCUCCAAAGCCAGAGAUGGAUGCUUGAGAAGCCUGGAGCAGUUGGGAUUGGGCUACAUUGACCUAUAUCUCAUUCACUGGCCAGGUACGCAGGGGCUGCCAGUGGGGGAUAAGCGAAACCCUGAAAACCGUGCUCAAAGCUGGACAGUUUUGGAGGAGUUCUACUCAGAAGGAACAUUUCGGGCCAUUGGGGUGUCUAAUUACACAGUAGAUCACAUGCAGGAGCUGCUGAAGAGCUGUAAAGUGCCCCCAGCAGUUCUUCAGGUGGAGUUCCAUCCAAAGCUGGUUCAGAAGGACCUGAGGGCACUUUGUAAGGAAAGAGGGGUAUGUUUUCAGGCAUACUCGUCUCUCGGAACAGGCCUUCUACUAUCGGACCACUUGGUUCUGGAUUUAGCAAAAAAGUAUGGGAGGACGUCAGCUCAAGUUUUGCUGAGGUGGGCCGUACAACAGAACAUUCCAGUACUGCCAAAAUCAUGUCAGCCAGAACGUGUGGAGGAAAAUGGGCGCCUUUUUGACUUUGACAUUAGCGAGGAGGACAUGGAAAGGCUCUCUGCUCUUGAUUGUGGAGAGAAGUUCUGCUGGGAUCCAAGACAAGUGUCUUAAAGAAAACUCAUUGACAAAAACACAAUAUAUUUUUGACUUACAGAAAUUGCAAAUUGUACAUCUUUACAAAUUUAUGUCCCACAGCAUAAUCUACAUGUCUCUUGCUGCUGUACCUUUUGUUUGACCAUUUGGACCACAGUACUACUAUAUUGAACCAGACUUAGAUAUUCUCAGAGAAUAUUUAGUUGGCUAACUCUGUAAUGCUGGCAAAAGUAUUUUUUUAAAUGUAUGUCUAAGUUCAACCUCUGUUUACAAUUUUUGGUGCAGCUCAGAUAAAACAAAGGAGUAGAGUAUGACUAAUGCACAAGUAAACAACUGCAGUUUGAUAUGUUGCCAAAUUCUGUUACAUGAAGAACAGUACUUAUAUUUUACACUUUAGAAAGAAGAACAACCCAUGCUGAAAGUGAUUUAUUAGU